This is a messenger RNA of Telopea speciosissima, 1246 nucleotides long. Its product is annotated as polygalacturonate 4-alpha-galacturonosyltransferase-like. The coding region runs from base 18 to 878 and encodes 286 amino acids. The transcript is spliced from 2 exons. Lineage: Eukaryota; Viridiplantae; Streptophyta; Magnoliopsida; Proteales; Proteaceae. Gene Ontology annotation, molecular function: polygalacturonate 4-alpha-galacturonosyltransferase activity. The record is from RefSeq and is a predicted model, not a curated record.
AUGACUCCACUAUUGUUAUGGUUUUUCUAUCAGGGCUUUGUUUCCAUAGUAUAAAUAAAUGCUUCUUCUUUGAUGGAUUUCAGGAACCUGAGAAGCAUGUAUUAUUCCAUUUGGUGACCGAUAAGCUGAACUUUGGAGCCAUGAAUAUGUGGUUUCUGUUGAACCCACAUGGAAAAGCCACCAUCCAUGUUGAAAAUGUCGAUGACUUCAAAUGGUUGAACUCAUCCUACUGUCCAGUUCUCUGUCAUCUCGAGUCUGCUGCCAUGAAAGAGUACUAUUUCAAGGCAGAUCAUCCAACAACUCUCUCAGCUGGUUCUUCAAAUAUGAAAUACAAGAAUCCAAAAUAUCUUUCAAUGCUGAACCACCUGAGAUUCUACCUUCCACAAGUUUAUCCCAAGUUGGAUAAGAUCCUCUUUCUUGAUGAUGACAUUGUCAUCCAGAAGGACUACUACCUCCUUCCACCUGAGAAGAGAAAGUUCCCAAGAAGCGAAAAUUUGGAAAAUCCAAAUCUUUAUCACUAUGCUCUUUUCUCUGACAAUGUCUUGGCUGCAUCGGUCGUUGUCAACUCAACCAUCAUGAAUGCCAAGGAACCUGAGAAGCAUGUAUUCCAUUUGGUGACCGAUAAGCUGAACUUUGGAGCCAUGAAUAUGUGGUUUCUGUUUAACCCACCUGGAAAAGCCACCAUCCAUGUUGAAAAUGUUGAUGACUUCAAAUGGUUGAACUCAUCUUACUGUCCAGUUCUCCAUCAACUCGAGUCUGCUGCCAUGAAAGAGUACUAUUUCAAGGCAAAUCAUCCAACAACUCUCUCAGCUGGUUCUUUAAAUAUGAAAUGCAGGAAUGAGUGGGCACAUGGAGGAAGCCACAUGUUUACAUUUUAGUAAGCAUAGCGGCUACUCAUCCAUCUCUUGCCCCAACGAAAGAUCAAUCCGGAUUGCAAAUCAUGAUAAAGAAGAGCAGUUCCACCAUCUCUCAUCCAUAUAGUCCAUUCUGCAAAAUAUUCAUUCACCUUUUUCCACAUAUUGGUUAUUUUCUUCUUAUGUAUAGUUCACAUUGAUUCAUUCCCCCUUGUAAAGAAAAAAUGAUGCUGUUUUCCUGUGGAGCAGGGUAUGAAGUUUGAUACUGUCUAUGCCUCACUAAUGUGAGUUCUCAGUUGUAUAUUUUGUGAGGGAUCUAGUGUUGGUUUUAAAGUGAAGUUUACCAUUAGUUCAUUGAAAACGCAUAACUAAUUUGUAGAAUUGACUUCUAA